AUGGCCAGAAGUAUAGCCUCUGGUAAAACUACUACAACUAAAGUGCAAAACUGGAUGAGUACUACAAGUAAAUGUGCAAAUAUUACAACCAAGUGUGGUCUUCGCAUUAAUGGAACAACCAUAGACACAAAAGGAAAGAAAAACUUCAAAAAUCACAUUAUUCACAAUAACCAAAACCUGGAAAACAAUUCAAUUGUCAAAGAUCAGGAUGCAGAUGAGGUCUCCUCUCUGGAAUCAAGACAGUUCCUGAAGGUGCUGGCAGUUGCAGCUCUCUGCCAGCGCUAUCCCCAGCUGCAGGAAUUCGGCUUUUUACCCCUGCCCUGGAGGCUGCAGGCUGAAUCCAGCUGCCUGCUCAGUCCUCUCUACUCUCCGGAAUUUUAUGCAAACUUCCCAGAAAAGGACUGGAAUGGUAGUAUUAAUCUAUUAACCCAUCCAUACAAUUGUCACCAGGAGAACUCCAAAGAGAAAGAGGUUUUACGAUCCACAACUGCGUUGGUAGAGAAAUGCCUAGUUUCUAGUGAACCAAGCACACUGACUUCUCAGAGAAUCCCAGCAAAGGGGACCAAACGAAAAAUAAGUAUGAAUGAUGACAAAGUUUCGUGUUCACAAAGAGCAUCACAGGGCAGUGAAAAAGUCAGAAUUAGGAAGAAGAUACCAAUUCCCCCACUGCCCUCUCAAAUGCCACCAGUCAACCUGCUUCACCGGGACAUUGUUCGGGCCUGGGGCCGUGAACUAAAGAUAAGCACCAAAGGCCAGAAAUUGGAUAUAUAUAAGCGAAUCUGUGAAUAUGCAUACCCAAAUCAGAAGGACAUUCCUGAUAAUGCAAAAGAGGCAAGGAUCCUGACAGAAUCGAAGAGGCGAUCAAUGAUGGGUAUGGCAAAAAUAGCUCUGGAGGGUUCUGAAGGGACAUCAGAAGUGGCUAUUCCUGGAGCAGAGAUGGUACCUGUCCUGGAGGGACCAGAAACUGUGGUAGUGACCACUUCAGCUUCAGAUUCUGUGUUUGCCUCCUGGGCAAGAAUCGCAGCCAUGGCUGGGAAGACAGAAGAAGUAGAGGCACAGUCAACACAGGAAUCCUGUGAUGUCAGGUGGUGUGUGGUGCAUGGGAGAACUCUCCCAGCAAACGCAGAAGGAUGGGUUCGUCUACAGUUUCAUGCAGGACAAGCCUGGGUACCCGAGAGAAAAGGGCAAGUGUGUGCACUCUUCCUGCUCCCCUCCUGCAACUUUCCACCCGCAAGCAUGGAGGACAAUAUGCUGUGCCCUAAAUGUGUCCAAAGGAAUAAGGCAUUGAUGAAAAGUCUCCAGUAA
Molecule: messenger RNA, 1305 nt
Organism: Sorex fumeus (smoky shrew)
Lineage: Eukaryota; Metazoa; Chordata; Mammalia; Eulipotyphla; Soricidae
Product: developmental pluripotency-associated protein 4-like
Exons: 12
Coding region: 1-1305 (434 amino acids)
Biological process (GO): system development
Cellular component (GO): nucleus
Molecular function (GO): chromatin binding
Source: RefSeq, a predicted model, not a curated record